UCUGGGUACCUCUUAAUAAAUGUAGCGUUCGAAGUCGAGGGGCAACUAACACUGGAGCCUACUGUCUGCCAUAACGUUGCAUAGACAGCUAAAAUGGCAGGAAGCACUGUUGGGGCUAAGUGGAAGAGCGAGAAGACAUUGCAGCAGUCGAAGCGGGAAGUGCCAGCCACGCUUCAACCACUCGACUACACCCCGACACCGAAGGAAAACAUUGAUCUCGUGCAAGUGGCCAAGAGGCAAAGCCAAUGCGGAAGACACAUCAAGGCGCGCCCACACGUUCUCGAAAGUUUACCAGCGUCUCAGGUACACGCAGUAAAAUCCAACGCACUUUUGUACUAGCAAACUUCUAACGUUUGUGCAACUGAAGCAACACAAUUUUGUUCAAGCCGAAAAGACUUGAAACAAACGUGCUUUCCUUCUUGAACUGGUCGAAUCUGUCGCUUAUUUUGUACUAAGUACUACAUGUAUUACCCUUUGAACGCACGGUUGUUGAUAGUGAUUUCUGUUCGCCGUAUCUAGACUUGACGUCUUCGUUUAGUAGGUGGGUCGAGAUUAUUAUCUUCAGUAUCUGCAGGGUCACUAUCUUCUUCCUCGCUAG
Phytophthora nicotianae INRA-310 is the source of this 598-nucleotide messenger RNA. RefSeq lists its product as hypothetical. The coding region runs from base 94 to 339 and encodes 81 amino acids. The record is from RefSeq and is a predicted model, not a curated record. The transcript has 2 exons. NCBI's taxonomy places the organism in Eukaryota, Oomycota, Peronosporomycetes, Peronosporales, Peronosporaceae.